UGCUGGGCAGCGAUUGGACUGGAUGAGCUUAAAGGGCUUUUCCAACCUGGUUGAUUCUGUGAUUCUGUGACAGCAUGAAGCGGAUGAGACAGAAAAUAAUUUGAUUGGGACUGCUCACCUGCCUGGUAGCUAAAUACGUACAGACUGUGAGGUUCCGGAAUCCUACUUGUAUCUCUGCAGUUGACCCUAUGGAUGGGGCACGCAGACAUUGCACUGGUGCAGAGCAGUAAUUUUACAAGCAGAGAAGUGGGCCGUGCUUUUCUUUGUGGUUACUGGUGUAAUAACGUCUUUCUGGAGUGUUCAUGGAAAGGCAGAGACAGUUAUUGAACUGAGGAAUGUGUGCUUGUAAAGGAAUUCUUGGUAGCAUGUGGGUAGCUGUUGCUCUUCAGUUAUAGAGUUCUUUUAAAUUCCAACAGAUUCAAAGAUCACAAACAAUUCUCCUGCAAAAACAAGGUGGGGAAACUGCUUGGCAAUAAUGAGGUAUUUCCACUUCUGUAAGCUCCCAGGAAGAGUUAAGGGAAUCCGCCUACUGCGCUUCACUUCAGUGGUGAUCAUUGUUUUACUUCUUGUGGCAGGUGCUUUGACAGCUUUGCUUCCCAGUAUCAAAGAUGACAAAAUGCCCAAUUCAAGAAGGGAACCAAAAACCCAGAGUCAUUCUGCCUUGGAUGCAUUUACUCUUAUCAUGCAGACAUAUAAUAGGACAGACUUACUGCUAAAGCUUUUAAAUCAUUAUCAAGCCAUCCCCCACCUACAUAAAGUAAUUGUUGUGUGGAACAACGUUGGUGAGAAGAUACCAGAGGAAAUGUGGAAUUCCUUGGGACCUCAUCCUGUCCCUGUUGUCUUUAAAGUUCAAACUGUAAAUCGCAUGAGGAACAGACUCCAGAAUUUCCCGGAGCUGGAAACUAAAGCUGUUCUGAUGAUGGAUGACGAUACACUAGUCAGUGCUCAUGACCUUACUUUCGCCUUCUCUGUUUGGCAGCAAUUUCCAGAGCAGAUAGUGGGAUUUGUCCCUAGGAAGCACAUUUCUACUCCUUCAGGUGUAUACAGUUACGGCAGCUUCGAGUUGCAGAGCCCUGGAUUUGGAAAUGGAGAUCAGUAUUCUAUGGUUCUUAUCGGGGCAGCAUUUUUUCAUAGUGGAUAUUUAGAAGACUUUCAAAGACAGCCAGAAGCAGUUUAUGCUUUAAUAGAUGAAACUCAAAAUUGUGAUGAUAUUGCCAUGAAUUUUCUGGUAGCCAAGCAUACUGGGAGACCUUCAGGAGUGUUUGUGAAGCCUGUUGACAUAAGGAAUUUAGAAAAAGACACUAACAGUGGCUAUUCUGGAAUGUGGCACCGAGCAGAGCAUUUGUUACAGAGAUCUUACUGUGUAAAUAAACUGGUUAAUAUUUAUGAUGGCAUGCCUUUAAAAUAUUCUAAUAUCAUGAUUUCUCAGUUUGGUUUUCCUAAUUAUGCCAAUCACAAGAAUAAAAUGUAAGCCAAUG
Messenger RNA from Neopsephotus bourkii (Bourke's parrot), 1478 nucleotides. RefSeq names its product exostosin like glycosyltransferase 2 (gene EXTL2). The coding region runs from base 476 to 1471 and encodes 331 amino acids. Gene Ontology annotation, cellular component: membrane. NCBI's taxonomy places the organism in Eukaryota, Metazoa, Chordata, Aves, Psittaciformes, Psittacidae. The transcript has 4 exons. Gene Ontology annotation, molecular function: glycosyltransferase activity. The record is from RefSeq and is a predicted model, not a curated record.